Messenger RNA from Haemorhous mexicanus (house finch), 976 nucleotides. It is a transcript of the gene CLTA, whose product is annotated as clathrin light chain A. Gene Ontology annotation, molecular function: clathrin heavy chain binding; structural molecule activity. Lineage: Eukaryota; Metazoa; Chordata; Aves; Passeriformes; Fringillidae. Gene Ontology annotation, biological process: clathrin-dependent endocytosis; intracellular protein transport; clathrin coat assembly. Gene Ontology annotation, cellular component: clathrin coat of coated pit; postsynaptic endocytic zone cytoplasmic component; synaptic vesicle membrane. The transcript has 5 exons. The coding region runs from base 62 to 712 and encodes 216 amino acids. The record is from RefSeq and is a predicted model, not a curated record.
UCCGCGCUGCUGCCCGGCGUAGGCGCGGUGCGGAGCCGCAGCUGCCUGCCCGCCUUCGCCCAUGGCCGACACGGACCUCUUCUGUGCCCAGCAGCCGCAGCAGUCGUCCGCCGGGAACGGGAUGCCCGACGGUGGCGAAGAGGAUCCCGCUGCCGCUUUCCUGGCGCAGCAGGAGAACGAGAUCGCGGGCAUCGAGAGCGACGAGGGCUUCGGCAUCCUGGAGAACGGCGAGGUGCCCGAGGCGCUGCAGGGUGCCGAGGGCCUCGGCACGGAUGCUGUUGAUGGACUGAUUAACGGGAAUGCCUAUCAGGAGAGUAAUGGUCCCACAGACUGCUAUGCUGCCAUCUCCCAAGCAGAUCGACUGCAAUCAGAACCAGAAAGUAUUCGUAAGUGGAGAGAGGAGCAAAAGGAGCGCCUGGAGCAACUUGAUGCAAACUCACGAAAGCAGGAAGCAGAAUGGAAAGAGAAAGCAAUAAAAGAGUUGGAAGAAUGGUAUGCAAGGCAAGAUGAAAAGCUCGAGAAAACAAAAGCCAGUAACAGGGCAGCUGAAGAAGCCUUUGUGAAUGAUGCAGAAGAAGUUUUUCCGGGCACUGAGUGGGAACGUGUGGCUCAGCUCUGUGACUUUAAUCCCAAGUCUAGUAAGCAGGCAAAAGAUGUGUCCCGCAUGCGUUCAGUCCUCAUCUCGCUCAAGCAGGCUCCACUGGUUCGCUGAAGCAAAGCUCAAUGGAGAUACUACAAAUGCAAUAUCUUAACCUUACUCAGAGAAGCUAUGUUUGCAGUAAUUUGAUUAAUUGUUUCAAUGUGUAUUUUUGGACCACAUCAUGAUGUAUCUAGAGCUGAUCGUCGUUUGAUUGCAUGUUCUUCCUGAUGUUUCCUUUCUGUGUCUGAAAUGAGAGAACCUCCAAAACUGUAGUCCUUGUGCACCAAGGUGUCACUUCCUACAUUACUGAUAUUAAAGAUCUGUUAAACAGCAAAA